UUCCAGUUAUCCCCAGAGAGACUAUCUCUAUCUUCCCCUAUUCAUGCAUAAAUCUCCCAUUCAUAUUCAGGCAAAGAUUGCAUGUCUAGUCUCAGCAAGGCCUGAACCCCGCAUUAUUUGGACCCGUGAUGGUGUUGAAAUUGCAGGAGGAAAUACUGCAACAUUUAAAAGAGGUAUAGAACAACAACAUCGUUACAAAUUGAGUUUGAGUAGAGUUUCUGGUGCUAUAGACGAGUUUGAAUCAGUUCUAAGUCUGGACAGUGUAGAGGAACACGAUUACGGCAUUUUUGUCUGUGAAGCUAGCAAUGGGGCUGGAAGAAGGAAAAGUUCUGUGGAAAUUAGGUUUCAACCUAAAGGCCUUCCACAAACCCCUAUCUUUGCAAAACAACUUCAAUCGGGAAUUGACUGGAUUUUGUUGGGUUGGCGGCCAGGUUUUGAUGGUGGGGAGAAGCAAACGUUGGAAUUGGAACUUAGGGCUGUAGACCCUUUUACUGGAAGGCCAUCGAGUGAGAAUGAGCCAGAACAUAUUGUUUUUGGAUCUGGAAAUUGGACAACACUUUCUUUGUUUUUGAACGACGAUUCUGCCCUAACCGAAACCUUCCUCGUCUACAACAUAACCAAACUACGCCCAGCUUCAAGCGUCUGGUACCGUGUGAGGGCUAGGAAUUCUCGUGGGAUUUCAGAUUGGACAGCUAUAAGUACAGCAAGUAGUGAGGAUGUAAAUGAAAGUGGGGGUGAUAUACAGGCCCCUGAAAGUGUUGUUUAUUUAACUAAAGAACGGAAGCUUGUAGUACAACCACUUAAAUAUUCUGCUGGACAUUGUGCGUUGGUUUAUGCGGCUUCGAGUGAGGAUGGACAGAUGAGGAGUGUUAAUUGUUUUCCAUUAACCGAUUCUGACGGUACUUUCUCCGACAUAAUGCCUUCUGAACGUUUUAAAGUGCGUUACUGUAAUGUUGAUGAUCUUCGGCAUUGUUCUGCUCCAAUGAAAAUUUUUGUGGACGAUUAUUCCUCGGCCAAUUCUUUUUUGAUGCUUACACUCAUUAUUCUUGCUGUUUGUAUUAUCAGCGCUUCAAUUUUGAUUGUAUUAAUCUGUACAAGACAGCGUUUACGAAAAGCAGCAAAUGCUCAAUUAAGAGCUAGAGGUCCAGCGGCUAAAGGGGCUAUGAAGAGGAUUACUUUGAAUGGAGCUGCUAUUGAAAGGUAUCUAUUUAAAAUGAGGAAAUAA
Meloidogyne enterolobii is the source of this 1225-nucleotide messenger RNA. The record is from the annotation of a GenBank genome assembly. Lineage: Eukaryota; Metazoa; Nematoda; Chromadorea; Rhabditida; Meloidogynidae.